Messenger RNA from Pelodiscus sinensis (Chinese soft-shelled turtle), 7805 nucleotides. The record is from RefSeq and is a predicted model, not a curated record. Lineage: Eukaryota; Metazoa; Chordata; Testudines; Trionychidae.
UUUCAGCUGAACUGCAUGUCUUGUUUUGCAGAGGACGUGGCCAAGUUGGAGAAGCACCUAUUGCUUCUCCGCCAGGAGUAUGUAAAGCUGCAGAAGAAGCUAGCAGAUACAGAGAGGAGAUGUACUCUGUUGGCUGCCAAAUCUAACAAAGAGAAUGACAGUGACUCCUUCAUCAGUCGACUUCUCACCAUUGUAGCUGAUCUUUAUGAGCAGGAGCAGUAUAGCGAUCUGAAGAUAAAGGUUGGGGACAAGCGCAUCAAUGCUCACAAAUUUGUGUUGGCAGCCCGCAGUGAGACUUGGAGUCUAGCCAGCUUAGUGUCAACUGAGGAGCUGGAUCUGUCAGAUGCUGACCCUGAGGUAACCAUGGCAAUGCUGCGCUGGAUAUAUACAGAUGAGCUAGAACUGAGAGAAGAUGAUGUAUUUUUGACAGAACUGAUGAAAUUAGCCAAUCGGUUUCAACUGCAACUCCUCAGGGAAAGGUGUGAAAAAGGAGUCAUGUCACUAGUAAACGUCAGGAACUGCAUUUGUUUCUAUCAGACUGCAGAGGAACUAAAUGCUAGCACUUUAUUGAACUACUGUGCAGAAAUAAUAGCUAGUCAUUGGGAUGACUUACGGAAGGAAGACUUUAGCAGUAUGAGUGCUCAACUGUUGUAUAAAAUGUUCAAAUCAAAGACUGAAUAUCCUUUGCAUAAAGCAAUUAAAGUGGAGAGAGAAGAUGUUGUUUUCCUUUAUCUUAUUGAAAUGGAUUCACAGCUGCCUGGGAAGCUCAAUGAACUGGAUCACAAUGGAGACCUUGCUUUAGAUUUAGCCCUCUCACGAAAAUUGGAAAGUAUUGCAACCACAUUAGUCAAUUACAAAGCUGAUGUGGAUAUGGUGGAUAAGAGAGGCUGGAGUCUGUUACACAAAGCCAUCCAAAGAGGAGAUAAGUUUGCUUCCAACUUUCUCAUUAAAAAUGGUGCUCGUGUGAAUGCUGCUACAUUGGGAGACCAGGAGACUCCUCUGCACCUUGUUGCAUCAUACAGCCCUAAGAAGCAUUUUCCAGAUGUGAUGUCAGAGAUGGCACAGAUUGCAGAGUCCCUUCUGCAGGCUGGAGCCAAUCCAAACAUGCAAGACUGCAAAGGAAGGACCCCAUUACAUGCAUCAAUUGUUGUUAGGAAUGAUCCUGUAUUCAGUCAGCUUCUCCAGUGCAAACAACUAGACUUGGAAUUGAAGGAUCACGAGGGAAGCACAGCUCUAUGGCUUGCAGUUCAGUAUAUUACCGUGUCUUCUGAUCCUUCUGUAAAUCCGUUUGAUGAUGUCCCUGUUGUAAAUGGAACCUCCUUCGAUGAGAACAGCUUUGCAGCACGGCUGAUCCAGCGAGGCAGCAAUACAGAUGCACCAGACACAGUAACAGGAAACUGCUUAUUGCAAAGGGCAGCUGGAGCGGGGAAUGAGGCAGCAGCUCUCUUCCUGGCAACCCAUGGGGCAAAAGUGAACCACAGAAACAAAUGGGGGGAAACUCCAUUGCAUACAUCUUGUCGGCAUGGUUUAGCAAAUCUUACUGCAGAGCUUCUGCAACAAGGAGCUAAUCCUAAUAUCCAGACUGAAGAAGCAGUGCCUAGUCGGAAGGAUGCAACCUCACCAACUGCAUCAGAUAAUGUCUAUCUGCAAACUCCCCUUCAUAUGGCUAUAGCAUACAACCACCCAGAUGUGGUAUCAGUCAUCCUGGAGCAAAAAGCUAAUGCUCUUCAUGCUCCCAACAACUUGCAAAUCAUUCCUGACUUCAGUCUUAAGGACUCCAGAGACCAAACAGUCCUGGGACUAGCCUUGUGGACAGGCAUGCACACAAUAGCAGCUCAGCUACUUGGCUCUGGGGCAUCCAUCAAUGACACCAUGUCAGAUGGACAGACUCUCUUACAUAUGGCAAUACAGAGACAGGAUAGCAAGAGUGCCCUCUUCUUGCUGGAACAUCAAGCGGAUAUAAAUGUCAGAACUCAGGAUGGAGAGACUGCCCUUCAGUUAGCUAUAAAAAACCAGCUUCCCCUUGUGGUUGACGCAAUUUGUACCAGAGGGGCAGACAUGUCUGUGCCAGAUGAGAAAGGGAAUCCUCCACUAUGGCUUGCCCUGGAAAAUCAUUUGGAAGAUAUUGCUUCAACUCUGGUAAGACAUGGCUGUGAUGCAACUUGCUGGGGUCCAGGACCAAGUGGAUGCUUACAGACACUUCUGCAUAGAGCCAUUGAUGAAAACAGUGAACCAAUAGCAUGCUUCCUUAUUCGCAGUGGCUGUGAUGUAAAUAGUCCUAGACAGCCAGGUGCUAAUGGAGAAGGAGAAGAGGAAGCUCGUGAUGGACAGACACCUCUGCAUUUGGCAGCUUGCUGGGGGCUGGAAGAAGUGAUACAGUGCCUACUAGAGUUUGGUGCCAAUGUAAAUGCACAGGAUGCAGAGGGAAGAACUCCAAUCCAUGUUGCCAUUAGCAACCAACAUAGUGUCAUCAUUCAGCUGAUGAUCUCACAUCCAGAAAUCAGACUGAAUAUGCGUGAUCGGCAAGGCAUGACCCCAUUUGCAUGUGCUAUGACCUACAAGAACAACAAAGCAGCAGAGGCCAUUCUAAAGCGGGAGCCAGGAGCUGCUGAGCAGGUGGAUAACAAAGGUCGGAACUUCCUCCACAUAGCUGUUCAGAACUCUGAUAUCGAGAGCGUGCUCUUCCUCAUCAGUGUCCAGGCCAAUGUAAAUUCUAGAGUCCAGGAUGCCUCUAAGCUAACACCAUUGCAUCUCGCUGUACAAGCUGGCUCAGAAAUUAUUGUGCGCAAUCUGCUUCUUGCAGGUGCAAAGGUGAAUGAGCUGACUAAGCACCGCCAGACUGCUCUCCACCUAGCUGCUCAGCAGGACUUGCCCACAAUUUGCUCCGUCCUUCUAGAGAAUGGAGUAGACUUCGCAGCUGUGGAUGAAAAUGGAAAUAAUGCUCUUCAUCUGGCUGUGAUGCAUGGUCGUCUAAACAAUAUCCGUAUCCUCCUGACAGAAUGUAAUGUGGAUGCUGAAGCCUUUAAUCUUCGAGGUCAGUCACCAAUGCACAUUCUGGGACAUUAUGGGAAAGAUAAUGCAGCAGCCAUCUGUGACCUCUUCUUGGAAUGUAUGCCAGAAUACCCUCUGGACAAACCUGAUGCUGAAGGAAACACAGUGCUGCUGUUGGCCUAUAUGAAAGGAAAUGCUAAUUUGUGCCGUGCUAUAGUGAGAGCUGGGGCUCGUCUUGGGGUUAACAAUAAUCAAGGCGUCAAUAUCUUCAACUACCAAGUUGCUACAAAACAGCUUCUCUUUAGACUCUUGGAUAUGCUGUCAAAAGAACCUCCCUGGUGUGAUGGUUCCAACUGCUAUGAAUGCACUGCCAAGUUUGGAGUCACAACAAGGAAACAUCAUUGCCGGCAUUGUGGACGUCUGCUCUGCCAUAGAUGUUCAACAAAGGAAAUUCCCAUCAUAAAAUUUGACUUAAACAAGCCUGUUCGUGUUUGUAACAUCUGCUUUGACGUCUUGACUCUGGGAGGAGUCUCCUAAUACGUUGUGGGAACAGGGGGAUUCUCAAUCAGUGCUCUUCGGACAGCAGCUCUGCUAGCAAGCCUUGUACACCGGAAAGGGAAGACCUAUACAUGUCUUCCUUUGGCAAUAGACUGAACUAAUUAAGGACCAUGUUAGAUAUAUUCCAGCAUAAAUGAUUUUGUAUGACUAUAAAUGUUCUGGGCCGUGAUAGAUUUCACUGACUAAUGAAUUUGGAGAGGAUCAUCUAAAACUAAGUGAUAAACCUGAAUUGAGUUAGACCCUCCAAGUUGCAGUGGGCAUGGAAAUUAAAAUUGCAUUAGACUGGUGUCCUGUGCUGAUUAAAAAAAUAACAGGCCUGUGCUUGCUCUGGUGCAUUGCAUUGAGCUAAAGUCUUGCUGUUUUCAGGCUUUUAAUAAGAGAUGGCACUAAGCUUCGAGGCAAAUGCAUCGUCUUCAAAGAAGUGUUCCCUUUGUCCCUCGAAGGCUUUUUUUAGAACACUGGACUGUGCUGUGGCAGCCGUGACCCAUUUUGAGUUAAAUCUUUAAACAGGGUUUAAAAGGGCAGAGCUGAAGAAUCGUGGCCUUACAAGAGAGCUUUACAAUAUCUUGGAUACAAGAGUCAGGAUUGCCAUUCCACAAUGAUACCUCCUUUGUAAAUGUCUUAUUAGCUCCAGCAUGUUCAAGAAGAAAUUGGCAGUCUUCCUUGAUGGCUGUAGAACCAGUGAAGUCCACUUCUGUUGUACCCUUUGCAUUAGUGGUCUCUCUGGCUUAAACCAUUUUUGUGUAACUUAAGUGUUCUGAGAACACACCUGAGCUUACACUAAUUGAAGAAACACUAAAAACCAAUUGGGUGGCUGUACUUGCUGCAACGAAAUAGUGCUGGAGCUGCAGUCAUGAAUCCGACAAGGGACGCUAGUUACCGGAGUGGCAUUUCUUGGCUUUAAAGACAAUAUGAUUAAUCAGUGCAGGAUGGAACCAGUCCUCUUUGCUGACUCAGCAUGCUGUUUCUGCACUUCUAGAUGGUCAGUACAAGGCUCCAGGUCCAGCAGAAUGGCCAGUUGGCUGUAUUUGGAGGUUCACUGUCAAAUAUUAGGCAGUUGGGGUUUCAGGAAGGAUUUCUGAUUGCACUGUGAAACAGCCUAAUGUCAAACCUUUGCACAUUGUAACUCUAGAAUGGGUUUUUUCUAGUCUGUAGUCCCUCUUAAAAAUGCUGAAUCCAUGAAGCAAUGACACAGGUCUAGUUCUCCUCUUCCUACCUUUGCUCACCGUCCUUCCUCUCACCCCCUGGGUUGUAGCCCAUGAAUCACUUAACUGCUAGGAAGCACUUAUGUUGGUGAACUGGCUGUUCUAUGGUAAGAAUAGGUCAGUCAGUUUAACAUGUCCUUAAAGUGUCUGGCCUUAACCUUUUUAGUCCUGGGCUAUACAGCUGUAGAUCAGACUAAAUGCAGGAUUCCUGCUCUUUGCUCCAUGAACAAAUCAGUUGUGUGUGUGUGUAUAUAUUUUUUGUUAGUGUUCAUUAACCACUACCUGUACGUGAUAUGGUGUGUGCAAUGGGGGUUCUGAACUCUAAUUUCCCUGUCUUCUGGAAUAGUGACAUGUCCAGUAUUUACUGCCUACAUGUAAAAUGAGCCGACAAACCAGAGUGCUACUUUUUUAUAUUUCUGUGGUUUAUAGGAUGUAUUUGCUUUGUUGAGCAAAAUUUGGGCGUGUGCAGUAAAACAGACUAGCACCCAUCUAGUGCAUUUCAGAUGGAAUCUCAGUGCACUGAUUGGUCUUACAACAUAUGUUGGUGCAAAAAACUGGAACCCUGAACUUAGUUAACAGAGUGAAAUAAUGGACCAACUUUGUCAUUCACGGUCAGUACAAAUCAUGUUAGCUAUGGCAGUAGCCCUGUUCUUUCAAUAAAGGACAAAUACUGCCACUUCCUUAAAAGGUGGCAUUCUUGGAUGUAAACAGUGUGUACCUUCAGCAUACCUAAAUUUGAAUAGCAGCUUGCCACAGGCUCCUUCUGAGACCCUUGAGAAGGAUGGCAUGAAUGAGUGUCUCAAAACCACUUGGUUACAAAGCAUGAUGGUUCACCUGAACAAAAGAAAUCAUGACCAAUCUAAGAAUAAUGGAUCACUUCUGAUUGUGUUUAAAAUAUUAGUAGCUCAUCAUGGAUUUGCAUAAGUUAUCAGUUCAAAGAAAUUGUCAACCACUUGCACUUAAACUGACUCUCCACAAGUGGAGAUCAACUUCUCACACUUCCUUACCCACUUAAAACCUGCGAAAAAGAGAAGAUGCAACAUGAGAUGAUAGGAGUGGUUAUUCUAAAGUCAUUCACUUUAGUUUGGGGAGCCCUCUGGGAAGUGCUCAGCAGCUUUUACAGUCGAUCCAAAGCAGUUUGUUUCUCAUGCUAGCCUCCUCUUACAUGUUGCAAACUCACUUUCAAGGGGUGGAAUAGAAAUUUAUGGUGGCUUUAAAAAUAAAACAAUCCUAAAUCCUAGCUAAGCACUUAAAAAAAAAUAGUAGCAUUAAUACUUGAUGUGGCAUCUGUCCCUCAUUGGAAUUCCGAGGCAGGUAUGAGUAUUAAUAGCCUUCCACUUACAACCUGAAAGUACAUUUGAGCUUGAAGUCAAAGUGACUACGUUCUCAACAGAAAUCUGACAAAUGCCAAGUGCUUUUAUUAUGUUUUUGUCUUCUGAUUUCUUGAAGGUAGCUGCUAGGAGAAGUGGUGUGCAUUUUUUUUUCUUCAGCUCUUAUUCGGUGUGGUAGUCAUAAACUGUUACAGGCUAUCAAAUCAGUGAAAGCUCUUAAUUCUCUAGUGGUGAUUAAUACAUUUCUAAGUUGGCAAAUAAUGAGAUUCCUUUGUGGCACAUUUUACAACUGGCACCCCAAAACCCUGCCACACUUACUAUCCUUUGAUACUCACAACUUACGGAAUGUUAAACAUCAAUUUGAUCACAGAUGUCCUGGGUUAGGUGAGCAUGAGACUGAAUUCUCUUUUUGGCCCGCUUUGUGCAGUUUUGUCAGGUUUAGAGUUUUAGGCAGUUGUGGUUGAAAGGGGGAAAUUUUGGUGCCUGUUCUGUGUUGCAAAAGGAAUUCAGUCUCCAAGAUAGUCAAUCCAGCCCCUCCUCCAAGCACCAUUCAUUUGAAUUUAAAAUUAGAUAUUGAAGUAAAAGUCUAGGGGAAUAACCUUUCAUUUCAUUCUAGUAAAUACAACAAGAAGUUUUUGGAAUUACUGGUGUUCAAGGUACUAACACAAACAUUACUAAUUAACUUACUAACAGUUUACAGAUGCCUUAAAGACUUCCUGUAUGGAGACAAGUGACUCGUACAACUUGUCACGUAGCAUAUGUAAGAUCAUCUGUGUAACAAAUGAACAUAGGGAGUUUUGUAGACUGUAGUUUUUAUAUUUUGAUUUUUCCCACUGCAGCAAGUUUGUUUGGAGACCUGGAUAUUGCAACAAAUUCUUGCUAUUGCAUGUUGCAUUAAAGUAUAAAAGAUUGAUCAUUCAGACGCUUCCCGGUGAUCAAAAUAUGUGAAACUGUCAACCUUGCUAUUUAUGAUAUAGAAAGUCUUAAAACAAUGGGAUUUUCUGAGAGUCCAAUCUUAAAUGUAUUUUUGCAAUAUUCCUACUCCUGUGUAAUGAAUCAUUGUAAUAAAUUGAGGAUGACUAGAGAAAAGACACCAUGUGGACUGUAAACCUUAAUAUAAAAAUACAUCCUCUUAUUGCACCAGUAAUAAAGUACAGGAAGAAAAGUCUUAUUCCCAGGGUUUACUGGUAAAUUUCCUCCUUGCUUGGAAACUAAGGUGCAAGAUUUAAUUAUUUCAACUUGGCUUCUCUUUUGUAAACUAUUAAGCAUAUAGUGAUUAUUCCAGACAUAUAUGGUAAAAUACUUGUAUAAUUGCUUAAUUAGAAUUAUUUUGGCAGACUAACUCUGCUGUACUCUUUGAGUAAAUUAUACACUCACCAAAACCCUGUCAGGAUAGAUUUGGCUGAAGUCAUUCCUGUGUAGUCCUGAAUUCCUGUGCUGCACAGAUCUAGACUUUCAGUUAGCUAGUUCAGUUCAUGUGUUUUCCCCCAAACCAAUUUUUAGCUUCAUAUGCAUUAAAUGUAAUACUGAAUUGGAAGUGAAUUGAAAGAAAACAAGUGCAAAGUCACUUUUACACAUGGCAGAUGCCUCUUAUCUAAUCCAUGUAGCUUUACUUCAAAAAGGGAAGCUCCAGAGUAACUGUAAAACCAGCCAAAAGCAUUUUGUUAGGAUUGUUUGUGACUUGUAUGUUUUGACAAUAAACAUUGCUAAAAAUAACUGA